Gadus chalcogrammus (walleye pollock) is the source of this 9600-nucleotide messenger RNA. RefSeq names its product fatty acid synthase (gene fasn). Gene Ontology annotation, biological process: fatty acid biosynthetic process. NCBI's taxonomy places the organism in Eukaryota, Metazoa, Chordata, Actinopteri, Gadiformes, Gadidae. The record is from RefSeq and is a predicted model, not a curated record. The coding region runs from base 390 to 7955 and encodes 2521 amino acids. The transcript is spliced from 42 exons. Gene Ontology annotation, molecular function: oxidoreductase activity; 3-oxoacyl-[acyl-carrier-protein] synthase activity; fatty acid synthase activity. Gene Ontology annotation, cellular component: cytoplasm.
UUGGAGGUUCGGUUUCCUCUCUGUGACUUGAGGGGCGUGCUGCGAGCUACCCAUCACUGGCUGAAUCCGACAGCGCUGCCUCUGUUCUCAUUGGACUGGGGGUGCAACCAACCUGUCAGCCCAUGUGUCGUGGCCAGGACCAGUGUGAGACAUUUAAAUUCAUCAGAGACAGCGACUCAAAGGAGCCAGAGGAAUCGGGAGUGCCAGCGAAACAACGGCCGAAGAGGUCCAUUCCAUCCCAGCUACUGCCGGGAGGACCCUACUCGAUCGCCAGAGGACAAUAGGGAUUAUAUUGGGGAAUAGAUGCCAAUCGAGUGCUGACUUUCUUUGUACCAAAAAGAAAAUCAAUUAGGACGAUAAAACAUCGCCCUGUCUGACAGCGUUCCACCAUGGAGGAGGUGGUCAUAGCGGGGAUGUCCGGGCGUCUGCCCGAGUCGGAGAACCUGGAGGAGUUCUGGCACAACCUCUUCAACGGCGUUGACAUGGUAACGGAGGACGACAGACGCUGGAAGCCUGGUCUUUACGGCCUUCCCAAGAGGAACGGCAAGCUGAAGGACAUCAGCCGCUUCGACGCGGCCUUCUUCGGGGUCCACCCCAAGCAGGCCCACACCAUGGACCCCCAGCUCAGGCUCAUGCUGGAGGUCUCCUACGAAGCCAUCGUGGACGGAGGUCUGAACCCCACGGACCUGCGGGGCAGCCGGACGGGGGUCUACAUCGGCGUGAGCGGCUCGGAGGCGGGCGAGGCGUUCAGCCGGGACCCCGAGGAGCUGCUGGGCUACAGCAUGACGGGCUGCCAGCGGGCCAUGUUCGCCAACCGACUCUCCUACUUCUUCGACUUCAACGGCCCGAGCACGGCCAUCGACACGGCCUGCUCCUCCAGCCUGCUGGCCCUGGAGAACGCCUUCCAGGCGAUCCGCCACGGGCACUGCGACCACGCGCUGGUGGGCGGAGUCAACCUGCUGCUGAAGCCCAACACCUCGGUGCAGUUCAUGAAGCUGGGCAUGCUCAGUCCGGGCGGCUCCUGCAAGUCCUUCGACGCCUCGGGUGACGGGUACUGCCGGUCAGAGGCGGCGGUGGCCGUGUUCCUGACCCGGAGGCCGUCGGCGCGCAGGAUCUACGCCACGGUGGUGAACGCCGGGAACAACACGGACGGAUACAAGGAGCAGGGCGUGACGUUCCCCUCGGGGGAGAUGCAGCGCAGGCUGGUCAGCCGGCUCUACGAGGAGGCCCACAUCCGCCCCGAGGAGGUGGAGUACAUCGAGGCCCACGGCACCGGGACCAAGGUGGGCGACCCCCAGGAGGUGAACGGCAUCGUCAGCGUGUUCUGCCAGUCGGAGCGCGAGCCCCUCCUCAUCGGCUCCACCAAGUCCAACAUGGGCCACCCGGAGCCCGCGUCCGGCCUGGCCGCCCUGGCCAAGGUGGUGCUGUCCCUGGAGCGCGGCGUGUGGGCCCCCAACCUGCACUUCAGCAGCCCCAACACGGACAUCCCGGCCCUGAGCGACGGCCGGCUGCGCGUGGUCGACCGGCCCAUCCCCGUGCGCCGCGGCAUCGUGGGCGUCAACUCCUUCGGCUUCGGCGGCUCCAACGUGCACGUGAUCCUCCGGCCCCCCACGGACCCCCCCCAGCCCGCGGCGGCGGCGGCGGAGGUCGCGUCGGGCCCCCGGCUGCUCCAGGCCUGCGGGCGCACGGAGGAGGCGGUCGCCUCCCUGCUCGCCGCGGGGAGGCAGGGGGAACGGGAUGACAGCUUCCUGUCGCUGCUGAACGAGGUGUCGGGGCUCCCCGUGGCCGCCAUGCCCUUCCGGGGGUACACCCUGGUGGGCUCCGCGGGCGAGGUGACGGAGGUGCAGCAGGCCUCGGCCACGCCCAGGCCCCUGUGGUACAUCUGCUCAGGCAUGGGGACCCAGUGGGCCGGCAUGGGCCAGCACAUGAUGCAGCUGCCGCAGUUCAGGGAGUCCAUCCUGCGCUCGGACGUGGCCCUGAAGGACACGGGCCUGUGUGUGUCCAGCCUGCUCAUGCAGGCCGACGAGAGCACCUUCGAGGACACGGUGCACGCCUUCGUGGCUCUGGCGGCCAUUCAGGUGGCUCAGAUCGACCUGCUGACCCAGCUGGGGCUGAAGCCAGAGGGCAUCGUGGGCCACUCGGUGGGCGAGCUAGCCUGCGGCUACGCAGACGGCUCCCUCAGCCACAGCGAGGCCAUACUGGCCGCCUACUGGAGGGGGCGCUGCAUCAAGGAGGCCAACCUGCCCCCGGGGGGCAUGGCCGCUGUCGGGCUGACGUGGGCCGAGUGCAAGGCCCAGUGCCCAGAGGGCGUGGUCCCCGCCUGCCACAACUCAGAGGACACCGUCACCAUCUCUGGACCUCAGGAGGCCGUGAGCACGUUUGUGGCUCAGCUGAAGGAGAGCGGCGUGUUCGCCAAGGAGGUGCGCAGUGCAGGCGUGGCGUUCCACUCCUACUACAUGGCCUCCAUCGCGCCCGCCCUCCUCGCCGCGCUCCGAAAGGUGAUCGUGGAGCCCCGGAGGCGGUCUCCCCGCUGGGUGAGCACCAGUAUCCCCCAGGAGGACUGGGGGACCCCCCUGGCGCUGUACAGCUCGGCCGACUACCACGUCAACAACCUGGUGAGCCCCGUGCUGUUCCAGGAGGGCCUGAGGCUGGUGCCCGACAACGCCGUGGUGCUGGAGAUAGCGCCCCACGCCCUGCUGCAGGCCAUCCUGAAGCGCAGCCUGAAGCCAACCACGUCCAUCCUCCCGCUGAUGAAGAGGGGCCACGCCAACAACCUGGAGUUCUUCCUCACGCACGUCGGCAAGAUCUACAUGAACGGCGUCAACGUGGACAGUAACUUCCUGUGUCCGUCGGUCACGUACCCGGUACCCCAUGGCACCCCUCUGAUCUCCCCCCUGGUGAAGUGGGACCACGCCCAGACCUGGGACGUCCCGAAGGCAGAGGACUUCCCCGCCGGGUCGGGAGGCUCCACGUCCGCCACCGUCUAUAACAUCGACAUAAACCCGGAGUCCCCAGACUACUAUCUGAUUGGCCACUGCAUCGAUGGGCGUGUCCUGUACCCGGCCACCGGUUACCUGGUCCUGGCCUGGAGGACCCUGAUGAGGAGCCUGGGCGUCGUCAUGGAUACCACCCCCGUGACCUUCGACGACGUGACCAUCCACAGGGCCACCAUCUUGCCCAAGACGGGCUCAGUUCAGCUGGAGGUGCGCCUCAUGCCAGCCUCCAACAAGUUUGAGGUUUCGGAAAAUGGCAACUUGGCCGUCAGUGGUCGGGUCAGCCUUCUGGAGGACUCUGCCCUGGACGCCUUCCACGCUCAGGUCAGCCAGGUGGUUGCCAAGGACGACGAGGAUCCCAUGCUGAAGCUGAAGACCCACGACAUCUACAAAGAGCUGCGUCUCCGUGGUUACGACUACGGGAAGACUUUCCAAGGCAUCCUGGAGACCAACAACGCAGGCGACAGCGGGAGGCUCCAGUGGACGGGCAGCUGGGUGGUCCUCCUGGACACCAUGCUGCAGAUGGUGGUGGCCGGGCUGCCCGGACGCAGCCUGCGCCUGCCCACCCGCAUCCGCUCGGUGUGCGUGGACCCCGGCCUGCACCUGCAGAGGGUCUCCCCCUACGGCCAGGACCAGCAAGCCGUUGACGUGAAGGUGGACCGUUGCCUGGACAACAUCGUGGCGGGCGGCGUGCAGAUCUGCGGGCUCCACGCCACGGUGGCGCCGCGCCGCCAGCUCCAGCAGAGCCCGCCCACCCUGGAGGAGUUUGUGUUCGUCCCGUACGCCGAGACCGCCUGCCUGGCCUCCGACGAGAGGCUGGUCCAGGAGCUCCGCGUCUGCAAGGGGCUGAUCCACCAGCUGCAGGGUAAGCUGGCCCCCCACGGCAUCAAGCUGGCCGUCCCGGGCCUGGAGGGGGGCGAGGCGGCCGGCGGCCCCGGGGCCGACCCGGAGGGGCCCCCGGCGGAGCCCGGCCUGGCCCGUCUGCUGGCGCUGCUCUGCGGCCUGGAGCUCAACGGCAACCUGCGCUCGGAGCUGGAGCAGAUGGUGGAGCGGGAGCGGGCGUGCCUGGUGCAGGACCCCCUCCUGCAGGGCCUGCUGGAGGCCCCGGCCCUCCGCCACUGCCUGGACACGGCCCUGGAGAACUGCACCCCCGGCCGCAUCAGAGUCCUGGAGGCCUUCUCCAGCGACGGGCAGCUCUUCUCCCGCGCCGUGCCCGUCCUCAACAUCCAGCCCAUGCUGCGUCUGGACUACACGGCCACGGCCCCGUCCGCCCCCCUCCUGGAGCCCCACCGGGCCCAGCUGGACCAGCUGGGGGUCGCGGCGGGGGCCCCGUGGGACCCGGCCGCCGGCCCCGUGCCCGGGGGCCUGGGGGGGGCCGACCUGGUGCUGUGUAACCGCGCCUGGGGCCCUGUGGGGGCGCUGGAGGCCCCGGCGCUGCUGGCCCACCUGGCCUCGGGCGCCAAGGAGGGGGGCUUCGUGCUGCUGCACACCCUGCUGAAGGGGGAGACCCUGGGGGAGAUGCUGGCCUUCCUCUCCGGGACGUCCCAGAACAGCCAGCCGGAGCAGCUGCUCACACAGGCCGAGUGGGAGACGCUGUUCUCCCAGGCCUCCCUCACCCUGGUCGUCUACAGGAAGUCCUUCUACGGCUCGGCGCUCUUCCUGUGUCGCCGGCGGCAACCGGCCAAGACGCCCGUCUUCAUUCCCGUCGACGCCGGCGACUACCAGUGGGUGGAGCCCCUCAAGGCGAGGCUGGCGGAGGCCGACUCUGAGGGCCCCGUCUGGCUGACGGCCUCCCAGAGCCACUGCGGGGUGGUGGGGAUGGUCAACUGUCUGCGGCAGGAGCCAGGGGGACACCGCAUACGCUGUGCGUUCGUGUCCAACCUGGACGACGCCUCGGCCACGCCCACCCUCGCCCAGGACCAGGACGCCAUGAGGCUGGCGCUGCAGGCCGACCUGGCCAUGAACGUGUUCCGGGACGGGCGCUGGGGCGUGUUCAGACACCAGCUCAUCAACCAGGAUCUGAACGAGGAGCUGACGGAGCAGGCCUACGUCAACGUGCUGACCCGUGGAGACCUUUCCUCGCUGCGCUGGAUCGCCUCGCCGCUCCGCUACUUCGUGGCGACCAGCCCCGCCGUGCAGCUGUGCAGCGUGUACUACAGCUCGCUCAACUUCAGGGACAUCAUGCUGGCCACCGGCAAGCUGCCGCCCGACGCCAUCCCAGGUGAUGUGGCCCUGCAGCAGUGCAUGCUGGGAAUGGAGUUCUCCGGGCGCGACCCCAGCGGCCGGCGGGUGAUGGGUCUGCUGCCGGCCAAGGGCCUGGCGACCUGCGUGGACGCCGACCGCCGCUUCCUCUGGGACGUCCCGUCCAGCUGGACCCUGGAGCAGGCCGCGUCGGUGCCCGUGGUGUACGCCACGGCCUACUACUCCCUGGUGGUGCGCGGGCGUCUGCGCCCCGGGGAGAGCGUCCUCGUCCACUCGGGCUCCGGGGGCGUCGGCCAGGCGGCCAUCGCCAUCGCCCUGAGCAGGAAGUGCAAGGUGUUCACGACCGUCGGUUCGGCGGAGAAGCGGGCCUACCUCCAGAAGAGGUUCCCUCAGCUCACCAGCGAGUCGUUCGCUAACUCCCGCGACGCCACCUUCGAGCAGCACGUCCUGCGCCACACGCGGGGGAAAGGUGUGGACAUGGUGCUGAACUCCCUGGCCGAGGAGAAGCUCCAGGCCAGCCUGCGGUGUCUGGCGCGGCACGGACGCUUCCUGGAGAUCGGGAAGUACGACCUGUCCAACAACUCCCCUCUCGGCAUGGCGCUGUUCCUGAAGAACGUGGCGUUCCACGGCAUCCUGCUGGACGCGCUGUUCGAGGAGGGGAACCGGGAGUGGGAGGAGGUGUCGGACCUGCUGAAGGAGGGCAUCGCCUCGGCCGUGGUGCAGCCCCUGAAGACCACCGUGUUCCCGCGGGACCGCGUGGAGGACGCCUUCCGCUACAUGGCGCAGGGGAAGCACAUCGGCAAAGUGCUGCUGCAGGUGCGCUCGGAGGAGACGGGGCCCGCGGUGGCCACGCCCCCUCUGUCCCUGAGGGCCAUCUGUCGUACCUUCUGCCCCGCCUCCCACUCCUACAUCAUCACGGGGGGGCUGGGGGGCUUCGGCCUGGAGCUCGCCCACUGGCUGACGGAGAGAGGAGCCCGCAAGUUGGUGCUGACCUCCCGGUCGGGCAUCAGGAACGGGUACCAGGCCAGGCGGGUGCGGGAGUGGCGGAGCCAGGGCGUGGAGGUCCUGGUGUCCACCAGCGACGUGUCCACUGAGGAGGGGGCCGAGGCCCUGGUCACCGAGGCCCGCCGGCUGGGCCCUCUGGGGGGGGUCUUCCACCUCGCCAUGGUAUUGAAGGAUGGUAUGCUGGAGAACCUGACUCCCCAGCUUUUCCUCGAUGUCAACAAACCAAAAUACGACGGCACCGUUCACCUUGACAGGGCGACCCGGAAGUCGUGCGGUGACCUCCGCUACUUCGUGGCCUUCUCCUCGGUCAGCUGCGGCCGCGGCAACGCCGGCCAGAGCAACUACGGCUACGCCAACUCGGCCAUGGAGCGCGUGUGCGAGCGGCGCCGGGGCGACGGGCUCCCCGGCCUGGCCGUGCAGUGGGGCGCCAUCGGUGACGUGGGCGUGGUCCUGGAGACCAUGGGGGGCAACGAGGCGGUGAUCGGGGGCACGCUGCCGCAGCGCAUCGCCUCCUGCCUGGAGGUGCUGGACGGCUUCCUGUGCCAGCGGCGCCCGGUGGUGUCCAGCUUCGUGCUGGCGGAGCGGGCCGUGGCGACGGGCGACGGGGGGGCGGACCAGAAGGACCUGGUGGAGGCCGUGGCGCACAUCCUGGGGGUGAGGGACGUGGGCACCCUGAACGCUGACUCCUCGCUGGCCGACCUCGGCCUGGACUCGCUGAUGGGCGUGGAGGUGCGCCAGACGCUGGAGCGCGACUACGACAUCGUCAUGGCGAUGCGGGAGAUCCGCCAGCUCACCAUCAACAAGCUCCGAGAGCUGUCCAAUAGCAAACCCACCGAAGAGUCCAGGCAGUCCCCGGUGAAGCACGCUGCAGCCCGCGUGCUGCUGGACUCGGACCUCAGCGUGCUGCUGGUGGACCCCGACGGGCCAACCCUGGCCCGGCUCAACGCCGUGGACAGCCAGGAGAGGGCGCUGUUCCUGGUGCACCCCAUCGAGGGCUCGGUGGCCGCCUUCAAGAGCCUCACCGCCAAGCUCAGCAUGCCCUGCUACGGCCUGCAGUGCACCAAGGCCGCCCCGCUGGGCAGCAUCCAGGCGUUGGCCUCCUUCUACGUGGACUGCAUCCGGCGGCUGCAGCCGGCCCCGCCCUACCGCAUCGCGGGCUACUCGUUCGGCGCCUGCGUGGCCUUCGAGAUGUGCUCCCAGCUGCAGACCCAGGGCGCCGCCGUGGAGGCCCUGUUCCUCUUCGACGGGUCCCACUCCUACGUGGCGGCCUACACACAGAGCUAUCGGGCGAAGCUGACCCCAGGCAAGGAGUCGGAGGCUGAGACGGAGGCCCUGUGUGCCUUCAUCCAGCAGUUCACCGGCAUCGAGUACAACAAGCUGCUGGAGCUCCUCCUCCCGCUGGCUGACCUGGAGGCCCGGGUCUCGGCCACGGUGGACCUCAUCACCUCCCGGCAUCGCAACGUGAGCCGGGAGCGCCUGCACUUCGCCGCCGCCACCUUCUACCAGAAGCUGAAGGUUGCCGACGGCUACGUGCCCGCCGCCAGGUACCAUGGCAACGUGACACUGCUGCGCGCCAAGGCCAGCAGCGGCUACGGCGACAACCUGGGGGGCGACUACAAGCUCAGCGAGGUGUGCGACGGCACCGUAUCCGUGCACGUCGUCGAGGGCGACCACCGCUCCUUCCUGGAGGGCGAGGGCGUGGAGUCCAUCAGCAGCAUCAUCCACAGCAGCCUGGCCGAGCCCCGUGAGGAUUAGGCCACGCCCCCAGGCAGGGUUAGGCCACGCCCCCAUACACUACCCUCCCCUCACCACCAAACAUCAGCAGGAAGGGGUGCAGAGAAAAUGCGGUCCGGCCUCCUGCACCAAGACGAAUCCCUUAUUUUCUUCUCCUUUUUUAACACAAAAUGUUGUAGUUUUGUUCCGAGUCUUUUUAGGUGUAGGGUCGCCUCAACCAGGAAGAGCUUAAUCUAUCUUUCCCCUCUGAGCGCGACUUAAAUCAAUUGAUGCAAACGGGGAACAACACAUCAUUCCAAGAAUUCCUGGUCUAAAAAAUAAAAGCGCAAGCUUAUCAAGCAAACGAUGUUUCGAGUUAAACGUUAGAAACCCUUUUUACCUUAAGUGGUGUUGAGGGUCCGCCCGGCCAUGUUGAUCAGGUAACUAGUGCCUACUGUCCCACUGUUCUAGUCUCCCCCCCCCCCCCCCCCCCCCCGCCAGACUGUCUGCUAAACGGUGCGGGGCACGGAUGUGUUUUAAGAAACGACCCAGAGGGCUCCUUCACGCUUCCUCCUCUCCCGUGUUCUCCCCGACGCUGUAAUGAUGCAGACCGUUGAGCCCCGGCAGCGGGUGUGGCGCUACACCUGUGUGGUGUGGCGCUACACCUGUGUGGUGUGGCGCUACACCUGUGGGGUGUGGCGCUACACCUUUUGUAGCGGAUGCUCCUCCACCUCGGUGCGUCUCAAGCGGUGAGCGUUCUCGUUGUGAGCGGUUUGAUUGUCGGGUUGCUGUUUGUUUAGUUUUUUUGGUUUAUUUGGCGUCUGUCAUUUGUUUACAAUUUCUUCAUUUUGUGAUUAAUCAUUUUAUAUUUUCCGUGUUUUUCUUUGUUCUUUCUUGUUUCUUUCGGGGUGGACAUUAUGAAUGGGCCCCCUGAAAAAGGAGCUAGUGCCUCAAGGGAUUCAAGGGGGAGCUUAAAGCCGCCAUGCAAUGAUCACUAGUGUUAGUUAAGGGAGCCACAGAGCAGUAUGAUACGGACCCGAGUGGAAAUUGAUGGAGCUUUGUUAUUCUCCUGAUGUGAUCACUAGUGAAAGUGUGCGCGGAUGUCCUAUCCGCUGUUGUUUCAAGAGGUCAUCUUAUGAAUUAUGAAAUAAUUAGAUUUGUUGUCAGACUGCUAUUGUACGUGUGUGACGUGGUACUUGUAUAACACAUUUCUACAUUAUUGAAAAAGGUCACAUUUUUGCUCCGACAUUCCUAAAGUAAUAGUAUUACAACCCGAGACUAAUGCUAAGCUAGGUAUAGACAUGUGUCUGCCGUUGGCGCUAACACACAGCAGUACUUACAAUAGGCAUCGACAACCCUUUAGUGUAGCAGAACGCGGAGGACCGUGAGGAUCCGGUUGGGUUUGGCGCCAACUAGUGACCGUUGAUGGGUUGCGGCUUCACAUUGUUGAGACAUUGGUCCAUGAGGGUUUUUGACUGCCAGUCACCCACAACUUGUGGUCCCCUGAUGUCUGAGACUUCCAUACAGGAGUCGGUGAAGAGUCAGCUGACCCUGGGCCUUGUGCUGAUUGGUUGCUAUGUCGGGCGAGGAGGCUUAGCAGCUCCUUUUAGGGAAACGUGAUGUUUUGUUUUUUUGCUCUCCCUUGUAUUUAUUGUUACUAUUCCAAAAUAAAGGCAUAUCACUAACA